Molecule: messenger RNA, 4083 nt
Organism: Ceratosolen solmsi marchali
Lineage: Eukaryota; Metazoa; Arthropoda; Insecta; Hymenoptera; Agaonidae
Product: proteoglycan 4-like
Exons: 2
Coding region: 1-4044 (1347 amino acids)
Source: RefSeq, a predicted model, not a curated record
AUGUUUAAUAUCGAUACAACGACGACAAAAUCAUCUAAGUCAAGUAUACCCAAAAUAAUAGAAACAAAAAAAAAUGAUAAAAGUAAUGAAAAGGACAAGAAAUUUACUAAUGAGGAUAGUGAUUUGUCAAAAGAUAUAGAAAAUCAAGAAUCUGUGAAUAAUCUACAAACAUUUAAAGAAAUAAAAAAAUACAAAAAAAAUAAGACGGUAAUCCAAGAAGUAGAAGAAAGUUCAGAAUCAUUGAAUAUACCUGAAGAAUACCCAACAGAAACAGUAGAUGAUGAAACUACGAAACCAAUUAAAAAACGCCGACAAAAAAGAACACCAAAACCGAAUAAGCCAAGAACAUCAGCACCAGAAGAAGAUGAUACAGAAUCAAAAGAAAAAAAUCAAGAUAAUAUAGAAGAUAAAAAUAAACCAGAUGAACCAAAUGAGGCUACUCAAAAACCUGACAAAGAUGAAACCAAGAAACCAAUAAAAGAACCAAAAGACAUGAAAGAACCAGAAAUGAAUAAUCCAACAACACCAGUAUCAGAAAACGAUGCCACUAAACCAAAUGAAGAAAAUGAUGAUAUUCCAAAAGCAGAACAGGACUCGGAAUUUCCUGAUAAUAUAAAUGAUUCACCAAAAGAACCAAAAAAAGAUGAAUCUAAAAAACCACCUAAAAUUCCUACACAAAAUAAAGCUAAAAAGAAUAACCCAACGACACCAUCACCAGAUAAUGAUGAGAAUGAACCUGAAAACCCAGAAGCAGAUAAUUCGGAAGAUCCAGAAGAAAAUGAUCCUGAUACACCAGAUGAACCGAAAGAACCACCUAAGAAACCAGAAAACAAAACUCCUAAGAAAGCUCCGCAAAAUAAACAGCCUAAAAAGAAAAAACCAACAACACCAACACCAGAAAACGAUGAAGCUGAUCCCGAAGAACCAGAUGAGGAUAAUCCCGAAGAAGAUGAUCCUGAAACACCAGAUGAACCCAAAGAACCGCCUAAGAAACCAGAAAACAAAACUCCUAAGAAACCUCCACAAAAUAAACAGCCUAAAAAGAAUAAACCAACAACACCAUCACCUGCAAAUGACGAGACUACACCUGAAGAACCAGAUGAGGAUAAUCCCGAAGAAGAUGAUCCUGAAACAUCAGAUGAACCCAAAGAACCACCUAAGAAACCAAAAAACAAAACUCCUAAGAAAACACCUCAAAAUAAACAACCAAAAAAGAAUAAACCAACAACACCAUCACCUGAAAAUGACGAGACUACACCCGAUGUACCAGAUGAGGAUAAUCCCGAAGAAGAUGAUCCUGAAACAUCAGAUGAACCCAAAGAACCACCUAAGAAACCAAAAAACAAAACUCCUAAGAAAGGUCCGCAAAAUAAACAGCCUAAAAAGAAAAAACCAACAACACCAACACCAGAAAACGAUGAGGAUGAUCCCGAAGAACCAGAUGAGGAUAAUCCAGAAGAAGAUGAUCCUGAAACACCAGAUGAACCCAAAGAACCACCUAAGAAAUCAAAAAACAAAACUCCUAAGAAACCACCUCAAAAUAAACAACCUAAAAAGAAUAAGCCAACAACACCAUCACCUGAAAACGAUGACGCUGAUCCCGAAGAACCAGAUGAGGAUAAUCCCGAUACAGAAAAUGAUCCUGAAACACCAGAUGAACCCAAAGAACCGCCUAAGAAUCCAGAAAACAAAACUCCUAAGAAACCUCCACAAAAUAAACAGCCUAAAAAGAAUAAACCAACAACACCAUCACCUGAAAACGAUGACGCUGAUCCCGAAGAACCAGAUGAGGAUAAUACCGAUACAGAAAAUGAUCCUGAAACACCAGAUGAACCCAAAGAACCACCUAAGAAACAAAAAAACAAAACUCCUAAGAAACCUCCUCAAAAUAAACAGCCUAAAAAGAAUAAACCAACAACACCAACACCAGAAAACGAUGAGGAUGAUCCCGAAGAACCAGAUGAGGAUAAUCCCGAUACAGAAAAUGAUCCUGAAACACCAGAUGAUCCCAAAGAACCACCUAAGAAAUCAAAAAACAAAAUACCGAAAAAACCUUCUCAAAAUAAACAAUCAAAAAAGAAUAAACCAACAACACCAACACCAGAAAACGAUGAGGAUGAUCCCGAAGAACCAGAUGAGGAUAAUCCCGAUACAGAAAAUGAUCCUGAAACACCAGAUGAACCCAAAGAACCACCUAAGAAACAAAAAAACAAAACUCCUAAGAAACCUCCUCAAAAUAAACAAUCAAAAAAGAAUAAACCAACAACACCAUCACCUGAAAACGAUGAGGCUGAUGCCGAAGAACCAGAUGAGGAUAAUCCCGAUACAGAAAAUGAUCCUGAAACACCAGAUGAACCCAAAGAACCACCUAAGAAACAAAAAAACAAAACUCCUAAGAAACCUCCUCAAAAUAAACAAUCAAAAAAGAAUAAACCAACAACACCAUCACCUGAAAACGAUGAGGCUGAUGCCGAAGAACCAGAUGAGGAUAAUCCCGAUACAGAAAAUGAUCCUGAAACACCAGAUGAACCCAAAGAACCACCUAAGAAACAAAAAAACAAAACUCCUAAGAAACCUCCUCAAAAUAAACAAUCAAAAAAGAAUAAACCAACAACACCAUCACCUGAAAACGAUGAGGCUGAUGCCGAAGAACCAGAUGAGGAUAAUCCCGAUACAGAAAAUGAUCCUGAAACACCAGAUGAACCCAAAGAACCACCUAAGAAACAAAAAAACAAAACUCCUAAGAAACCUCCUCAAAAUAAACAAUCAAAAAAGAAUAAACCAACAACACCAUCACCUGAAAACGAUGAGGCUGAUGCCGAAGAACCAGAUGAGGAUAAUCCCGAUACAGAAAAUGAUCCUGAAACACCAGAUGAACCCAAAGAACCACCUAAGAAACAAAAAAACAAAACUCCUAAGAAACCUCCUCAAAAUAAACAGCCUAAAAAGAAUAAACCAACAACACCAACACCAGAAAACGAUGAGGAUGAUCCCGAAGAACCAGAUGAGGAUAAUCCAGAUACAGAAAAUGAUCCUGAAACACCAGAUGAACCAGUAGAUCGGCCUAAAAAACCAACUAAAAAACAUCCACAAAACAAACAACCUAAAAGAAAUAAACCAACAAUGCCAUCUUCUGAAGAUGUUGAUAUUAAACCAGAAAAUCCACAUACAAAAACUCAUAAUCUUUUAUCCUGUGCGCAAUCACCAAAUUCGCAAAUUCAACGUCCUACAGAAAUACCUGUUCAGAGAACAAUUCCUACUAGCACAAAGAAAGAACCGCAGGUUGAGAUAACGGUUAAACCUAACCUUAAUCCCAUUUUAGGAAAUCCUUCGAUCAUUAGAAAUUCAUCUUCACCUAAUAUAACAGUUUUAUUUGAUAAUCGCUUUCAACCUGCUUUCGAUUCAACUACAUCUAUCCCUGCCAUAGAUGAUGAUAAGUAUUAUUAUAAAAAGCCUGAGGACCCAGACGAUAAUGGAUGGCAAGGUGCGUAUAAGCCCGGUGAAAACGAAGAUGGCAAUAAUGAAGAAAUGAACGGAGAAGGUUUAUAUACUACAAAUUUACCGAAACCAUUUAAGUUUGACGAAGGUACUCUUGGCUGGCCUUUUCCUCUUGCUCCACCUUAUGGACAACCGCCUCUAUCAUUCCGUUUUACUCCCUCUCAAGACCUCUCUAUGUUUGUACCUUAUCAUCCAUUUGAAGGUUUUCCUCAUAUGCCUUUACCUGUAAAUCCAUUUUUUUCAACUUCACUGAAUUCUGGAUUUGGUUCUGUUCCAAAUAAUCCUGAACUCAAAUCUAAUUGGUCUUCAAAUCCACUUAUUUCUGAUUUAUUAGGACCAUUUAUAAAUAAUUUAACUACAUCUUCCGACACUAUUACGGAAAUUAAAUCGGAUGAUCCUAACAAUCCCUUCAUUAUUAAAACCAUUUCAGGGUCUUUUGAACCUUUCGAUAAAUAUGGACAAAAAGUUAUGCCAACUAUAAAAAUACGGGCUCCAUGGAAAAUUUUUUCGAAACCGAUUGAUCCUAGUUACACAAAUAGAAAAUAAAUACCGCAAACACUAGAAAAAUUAUUAUAACACAUAUAA